GUAUACCGUGCUCAGGCAUGUAGCCGACUGUCAAGUACCAGCUGUUGCGCCGUACUGAUUUUCCGUGGCUUCACGCCGACUCGGUUUUGCGGCAAUUUAAUCGAAUAAGUGUGUCACGCGGUUCAUAACUCCGAUCGACAUGAGUCGCAAUUUUGUCGGAGAGUUGCUGAUCUUUCUGUUAUUCUUCAUUGGCAGUUUAGAUACGAAAGUAUUAUCAAAUAUUCUGUCUCUCGGUGAUGGAAGUGUAUUUGAAAUGAAGUUAACUAAUCUUCAUGACACGGUACCAUACAUGAAACAAGCAUCUAUUGCAGCAAAUAGCAAAGCAACCUUUAAUGUAACAAACGUUUCCUCCAGUGCUUCAUUUAUUAUUUUUCAAAUUCAUAUUUAUCAACAUAAUGUUACACUAUCUUUUGAUAAAGAUUAUCUUAAUAAAGUUUCGAAUAGAAGCAUAUUUGGAUCAAACAUUGGUCUUCUUUUUAAGUUAACCGCUGAUACGACACAAUUAUUCAUCAAAAAUGAUAAUGUUCACAAUGUUAUGGCUCUGCUCGUUGUUAUUGCUUACAAUAAUAAUGCACCCAUACCGGGUGGAUGCAACAUGGAGUUCAAUACCGAGAUCGCGCCGUACGCGAGAAUCCAGACACGCGACACGAUGGUGAUCGUCGACGUGCAACCGGCCUCGUUAUCCUUCAACUCGAGUUGCGAAAAUGUGUCGGUGGAGGUCGAGAUGUAUCAGAUGUUCCUGCCCGAGCAGGACCUCACUGCCGAAACUUAUUUCAUGGGUAUCGUAAACAUGCUGACUGUGCAAGAUAUCAAGAAUAACGGAGCGAAGGUAAUGACUUCCAUUGAUUUCUCUCCUAUGAGACGAAUAUUUAGCGCGUAUAUCGGAGUUGGCUCGGUUUACGCCGCAGUGGCUAGUUAUGAAAAUUAUUCUGCGGCCUAUGUCCCGAUAUUUUCAUACAGCUGUAAUCCCGCAAUCGAUCCUGUAUCAUGUGACAUUUUAUCCGAGAGUGUUUUGAAGUUUAUUUCUGCCGUUUGUUUCUUCCUGGGAUUAUUUUUUACAUUCCUGGGUCAUCGUUUCCCUAGAACUGAAAAAAUGUUUCCUAUAUUUUUCAUUGGAACCGUAAUUGGAUAUGCCAUGGAAGGAAGCGUUAUAACUGGUCUGGCGAUAGGUUUGCUCUUCAACCUGUUGUCGUUAAUAUGCCCAUACUCCGCAGAACGUCCUUACAGCGUAUUGUUUGUCAAUACGACUCUGGGCUUGUUCUUUGCGUGCGUUGCUUACUUAUACUCCCCAGGUUCAUUUACAUUUCUGCAGAACAAUGCGGUGUUUUGGAUACUAUUUGCGACAUUGGCUCUCAGUGUAACACUUGUCGCGACAUUUUACUCUUUUUCUCACCUCACGUGUUCCAUAUUUUCAUCCUUCGCGAUAAUCCUGCCGAUUGAUUAUUGGGUUGGCUCUUCUCUGAAAUAUAUCGUGAUAAACAUUGUAAGGCGAGCAACCGUGGAGGAUUUUAAUCUAGCCAUUGUUCAACCUCCGAUUCAAUCUAAGGAUAUAUGGUUGAUUGCAUUCUGGAUCUAUUUGGCGGUGUAUCACUUUUAUAAACAUUGGCAAAAUCGAGAAUCAUUAAACCCGACAGAAACAAUGACGGAAAGAACGCCAUUGCGGAAUCAGAUAGAUGUUCCAGAUAGAUUAAUUACAACAGAUCCAGAUAUAAUUACCAAUUAUAGAUAUAUUUAUCAUUAUUUAUUAACAAGGAUUAGAUUUUGGAGAUAUCGCUCAGUUCAAUCAGAGACAUUUUGUAAUGCAAUACAUCAAAGAUAAUACUUGAGUGACAAUCUUGCAUAUUUUUUUAAUUAAUUUUAAUUGCUCUAAUUGCUUUAUACCAAAUAUAAUUUUAACUUUUUUAAUAAAAUAAUAAAAAG
Apis florea (little honeybee) is the source of this 1920-nucleotide messenger RNA. RefSeq names its product transmembrane 7 superfamily member 3. The record is from RefSeq and is a predicted model, not a curated record. Gene Ontology annotation, cellular component: plasma membrane. Gene Ontology annotation, biological process: negative regulation of programmed cell death. NCBI's taxonomy places the organism in Eukaryota, Metazoa, Arthropoda, Insecta, Hymenoptera, Apidae.